AUUGCUGCUACCCCAAGGACCCAAGGACCCAAGGACCAAGUCACUAAGGUCAGAGUUCCUGGUUCUGCUCUCUUCGCGUUUUGGCGCCCAAAACCAAAGGGCGUAAGCCGCCAAGGAGGGAAAGACAGAGGCAGAGAGGUAUGUGCGGACCAUGGGGCACCUUCACUAAGCGCUCCUUCUCAAAACUCUCCUCCCUUCUCAGGAACUCCACAGGAAUUGCUUCCGCUUCUGCUUCUGCUUCUGCCUCUGCUUCGCUUUCCUCCUCCUCUUCCGGUCCCUCUCCUUCCAGACUCGCCAUGGAUGAACUACAGACCCUCAAGACUCGCCUCUGCAUCAUCGGUAGCGGUCCCGCUGCUCAUACCGCCGCUAUCUACGCCGCCCGUGCAGAACUCAAACCCAUCCUUUUUGAAGGUUGGAUGGCCAAUGGUAUUGCCCCCGGUGGUCAACUCACUACCACCACCGACGUGGAGAACUUUCCCGGUUUCCCCGAUGGUAUCAUGGGUAUGGAGCUCAUGGAUCGCUGUCGCAGCCAGUCCGUACGCUUCGGCACAGAAAUCUUCACCGAGACCGUUACCAAGGUCGAUUUCUCCACUAACCCUUUCAAGAUUUUUACCGAUUCCAAGUCUGUUAUUGCCGAUGCUGUUAUUGUCGCCACCGGUGCCGUCGCGAAGCGUUUGAAGUUCCCUGGUUCGGGUGAUGGACAAGGUGGGUUCUGGAAUCGAGGGAUCUCUGCUUGUGCGGUUUGCGAUGGUGCGGCCCCUAUAUUCAGGGAUAAGCCGUUGGCUGUGAUCGGAGGAGGUGAUUCCGCUAUGGAGGAGGCCAAUUUUUUGACCAAGUUUGGGUCUAGGAUUUUUAUCAUCCACCGCCGGGAUACUUUUAGGGCUUCCAAGAUCAUGCAGAAUCGUACAUUGAGCAAUCCUAAGAUCGAGGUUGUGUGGAACUCGGAAGUCGUCGAAGCCUAUGGAGAUGGAGAUAAGGGGGUUUUGGGAGGUUUAAAGGUGAAAAAUGUGGUGACCGGGCAGGUGUCGGAUUUGAAGGUUUCUGGUUUGUUCUUUGCCAUCGGGCAUGAGCCGGCAACCAAGUUCUUGGAUGGCCAACUAGAACUUGAUUCUGAUGGUUACGUUGUGACGAAGCCCGGAACAACACAGACGAGUGUUAGAGGUGUCUACGCGGCUGGUGAUGUGCAGGACAAGAAGUACCGACAAGCGAUUACUGCAGCUGGCACAGGAUGUAUGGCUGCAUUGGAUGCCGAGCACUACCUGCAAGAGAUUGGUUCCCAGGAGGGUAAGAGUGAUUGACUAUCUGUGGACUGCACCAGUAAACCAUCCUCAUCUCAAAAAAUUUCUUCGUAUUUGUAGAAGGAAGCUUUCAGUUGCAUUUAUUUGCGCUCUCACCGGGAUCUUUUCUGUUAUAACGAGAUGGAAAAAUAAUUUCUGCAAGUUUUCCCAUAAAAUUUUUAUUGUUAUCGUUCUGCUACAAAUCUUUGUGUUGAUUGAUCAAGCAUUUGUAGUACUGUUCUCUGUGGAUCCUGAUAUUUCAGAAAUGAUAUAAACAGCUUGAAGAAAUCAUUUAUAGGAAUUUAUAAAAAAAUGAAAUUAUUAUUGGUGGAAA
Macadamia integrifolia is the source of this 1611-nucleotide messenger RNA. RefSeq names its product thioredoxin reductase NTRB-like. Gene Ontology annotation, cellular component: cytoplasm. Gene Ontology annotation, biological process: removal of superoxide radicals. NCBI's taxonomy places the organism in Eukaryota, Viridiplantae, Streptophyta, Magnoliopsida, Proteales, Proteaceae. The transcript is spliced from 2 exons. Bases 141 to 1298 code for a protein of 385 amino acids. Gene Ontology annotation, molecular function: thioredoxin-disulfide reductase (NADPH) activity. The record is from RefSeq and is a predicted model, not a curated record.